Lactuca virosa is the source of this 744-nucleotide messenger RNA. The record is from the annotation of a GenBank genome assembly. Lineage: Eukaryota; Viridiplantae; Streptophyta; Magnoliopsida; Asterales; Asteraceae.
AUGGCCAGAAACGAAGGAGAUUACAUGUUGGUUGCUCACAAGCAUAAGAUAAAUUUCUACAAAACAACCACAAUUCGUGUAUCAACUCCUUUUGUUGAUAGGAUCGAUCCUUUUAAUUUUGUGAGUUUUCAUGAUCUGACAGCCAGAAAUUUUGACACUCGUGUUGCAUUUGAUUUUAUUGGUCAAGUUGUAUCUACUGAACCCAUGAGAGGGAUUAAGGAGAAUGCAAGGGAAACAAGGCUAAUGAGUAUUGUUGCACAAGAUCUGAGCUACAUAUAUGAACAUCAAAAUGAAAAUGCUCCUGUGAUCAUCCUCUUACGUAUGACAAAGCUCAAGACUUGGGGUGGUCAGCCACAAGUCGAAACUGUUGUGGCCAAGCCAGAAGAUUACUACCUCCGUUUUCAAAUCAAAAACAUUGAUGAUAUUCCAGAUUACAAUGAGGUAACUAAAAAUGGUGAUGAUAGUGGUGGUGAACCAUUUAAUUGUAAUGGUUGCGGAGGAGUUUCUGAUGUAUUCGGCAAGGUAAGGGUCGUAAUACGUGUUCAAGAUGAAACUGGGUCUGCUUCUUUUGUAUUGUUUGACCGUCAUGUUAAAGAUCUUAUUCACCGCGGUAAUCAUUGGUUGAUGGAAAAUAUAUCAAAGGAUCAAGGGCGCCAAAAGAUCCCCGAUGAGUUCAACACAAUGCUUAAUAGGAAGUUUGUUUUUAAAGUUCAGAUUUCAAAGUUUAAUCUCGAGAACAAUUAG